Molecule: messenger RNA, 2515 nt
Organism: Eremomyces bilateralis CBS 781.70
Lineage: Eukaryota; Fungi; Ascomycota; Dothideomycetes; Eremomycetales; Eremomycetaceae
Product: ATP-NAD kinase
Exons: 2
Coding region: 188-2317 (709 amino acids)
Biological process (GO): NADP+ biosynthetic process; NAD+ metabolic process
Molecular function (GO): NAD+ kinase activity
Source: RefSeq, a predicted model, not a curated record
CAUGGAUCAAUAACAUCAAUGGAAUAACAUCAAUGGAAUAACAUCAAUUGCUUAAUAAAGCAAAUUGGGGCUGAUCAAUAAUCGAGUCGCCCGAGGCCUCCUCCCCCAAACUCAGACAGACGCGGUGACGCCUUCUCGCUCCCUCACGAUCGCCUAAGCGGCAUCCUUGGGCUUCAUAAGCGGCGUCAUGGUCGUGCAGAAUACCCAGGAAGACAGACCAUGUCACUUGCCUAGUUGCAGGAAUAAUCCUUCCGCUAAGAACCACGGACAUUGGGACUCGGGGAAACCAGAGAAAGCCGAAUCCGAUCUCCGCGUUCCCCCAAAUCCCGCUUCGACAUCCACCGUCGGAGAUAUUAAUAAUAGCAACGGACUCCCCCGGCGAGGCCCCGGCAGAAGUCAAAAUGUUGCUCAGAGAGCAUCCAUACUAAUCGACCCGAUAUCUUUUCAAGAUUCUUCGGGGACAAUCGACGGUUCUGCUCCCAUAUUCGUGGAUCGGAGCUGCGACUCCACACCGAGAGCCACUCCCUUGCCUUCGCGAACAAUCGCGAAUGAUGACAAGAUUCCAGUCAAUCGAAGCCAAUCAUUACCAGGAAAGACGGAACACCCUCCAGCUGCACUAGCACCACACCGGAAUCAUCGCAUGACAUAUUCCAUUGACUCGAUCCCGAAGCAAACCCUCCUCAAGGUUCUUGCCUGCCGACAACCGCCUUCGCAACCCGCCUCUUAUAGAACCAAUAUCCAUAAUCUCCUCAUGGAGAACCCUACGACGCCCCCCGUCUCUACCUUCCACGCCCGUCAAGACCAUGCGGAUCCCUCCGCUCCUCCGACUACCAACCACCGCGACCGCCGCCUCUCCCAAGCCCUUUCCGACCUAACCAUUGACCCCACCCCCUCCGCUCUGUCCGCCACCGCCAACCAAUCCGACCAACUCGCCGCGUUGCGAUCUCCCUGCUUUUUCCACAAGCGGUUCGACAGCAUUGUCAACAUCGACCGGGUCCUCGAGGAGAUCAGUGCGGACGCGCCGCUCUCACAUUCGCGCCUCGUGCGAACCGCGACGGGGGUGCGGGAGGUCAGCCGGCAGCUGCAGCGGCGGCCGAUCAAGCGCGCGGUGCGCACGGUGAUGAUCGUGACAAAGGCACGGGAUAAUGAUCUGGUGUAUAAGACGCGCGAACUGACGGAGUGGUUGAUGAGCACGCCGCGGUAUGGCAACGCGGUCGGUGUGGUCGUGUAUGUGGAUGCGAAGCUACGGAGAAGCAAGCGCUUCGAUGCGGACAGCUUGCUUGCGAAAGACCCGCGGUUCGUCGAGGGGAACAUGCUCCGGUAUUGGACGCCGGAGAUGUGCUGGACGCAGCCGGAAAAGUUCGACUUGGUGUUGACCCUAGGCGGCGACGGCACGGUGCUCUUCACGUCGUGGCUCUUCCAGCGCAUCGUCCCUCCGAUCCUCUCUUUCAAUCUUGGGUCGCUAGGCUUCCUUACCAACUUCGAUUUCGCGGAGUACAAGAAGGGGCUGGACCCGAUCAUGGGCGACGCGGGGAUGCGGGUCAAUCUUCGUAUGCGCUUUACCUGCACUGUAUAUCGCAGCCCCGCCAUAUCCCGCUCGUCCACUGCCUCCUCGCAUCAAGCGGACAUAGCACAUACCAGCAAAGGCCGUCGUCGUCGCCGUCCUGUCCCGGAGCCCGUCGAAGCCGAGCAAUUCGAAGUACUGAACGAACUCGUCAUCGACCGCGGCCCGAGUCCCUACGUUUCCAACCUUGAACUCUACUCCCUCCAGCCGUCCACCAACGACACCUCCUCCACCACCUCCUCUGCAUCAUCAUCGUCUUCCUCCUCGAAAUCCGCACCCGAACAAGACCUCCUCACUAUCAUCCAAGCUGACGGUCUCCUCCUCUCCACCCCAACCGGCAGCACCGCCUACUCCCUCAGCGCCGGCGGCAGCCUCGUUUCCCCCGAUAUCCCGGCCAUCCUCCUCACGCCGAUCUGCCCGCACACCCUCUCCUUCCGCCCCAUGGUCCUCUCCGACUCGAUGCUGCUCAAGGUCGCUGUGCCGCGGGGCAGCCGCGCGGGCGCCUACGUUGCGUUUGACGGCAAGAACCGCGUGGAGCUGCGGCCCGGCGACUACGUGACGGUGGAGGCGUCACGGUGGCCGUUCCCGACGGUGGGGCGGACGGAGCGGGAUUGGUUUAGUAGCUUGGAGGGCGCGCUAAGGUGGAGGUGUUUGAUAUUGAUUUUGAUGACCCGGAUGAGAGGGAUAGUGGGUAUAGUGCUACUGGCAGCAGUGUCGGCGGUGGAUCGAGCCCUGUGCGGAGGAUGGGGAUAGGGAUGGGUAUGCCGAUGGCCAUGGGGAGAUAUUAGACGUCAUGAUUUUAGAUUUUAGAUGACAGGAACCGAUUUGGGUGAGACCUCUUGGAUGGCUAGAUAGGUUUAGCAUCAUAGCUGGAUACCAUGAAUGAAUGACACCUGUAUGACCAAGGAUAGUUUCAUAGGAAGCUCGUUGUUAACCUCCGGGGCGACAACG